Molecule: messenger RNA, 4912 nt
Organism: Pelmatolapia mariae (spotted tilapia)
Lineage: Eukaryota; Metazoa; Chordata; Actinopteri; Cichliformes; Cichlidae
Product: nidogen-1-like
Exons: 20
Coding region: 134-4036 (1300 amino acids)
Biological process (GO): cell-matrix adhesion
Molecular function (GO): calcium ion binding
Source: RefSeq, a predicted model, not a curated record
GAAAAAGUCGCCGGAAGUUGUGCGGUCGUCACUCCCAUCGCUCUCCAUCCAUCCAUCCGUGCGCCCGUCCUCCCGCCGGUGUCACUCCGCCGCUGCGCUCAGCUCGUGGGUCGGUGGGAAUCCUCAGGUGAAGAUGAAGGAGAUGAAGGCCGUGUCGCGGAUCUGCUGGUGGCUCUGCUGGUACUUGGCAGGUCUGGGUGCUGUGACUCGGGCUCUGAAGCUGGAGGAGCUGUUUGAGUUUGGAGAAGAAGCCGGAGACCUGCAGCUGCCACCCGGCUCCGACUCCACGGCCGAGCUGCCUCUGAAAGGGUCACUGGUGUACUUGGAGGAAGAAUACGGCACAGUUUAUAUCAACACCAAUGGGUUUGUGGCUGUUGCCGAGCCUCCCGCUGAGGAGAAAUACCUGGGGAAGAUGCCCAGUGAGUUUAAAAUGAUUGCAGUCCUUCUGGGAGACCUGGACAACAGUGACGGACAAGGCAAGGUGUACUUCAGGCAUGACAGCACCCCCAAUAUCCUGGGUCGAGCCGCUGACCACAUCAGGCAGGGUUUCCCAGAUGGUAAGGUAGAGAAGCCCACCAACACCUUCAUUGUUACCUGGGAGAACAUGGCUGCCCAGGGGACAUCUGGACGAGGAGACCAACUGGACACUAAGAGAAUCACCUUCCAGCUGGUUGUGGCCUACACAGCAUCAUCUGCCUGGGCCAUCCUCUUGUACCCCAGGAACGGCCUGCAGUUUCUCUACACAUCAAUAGGAGGAGAAAGAAAGCUGCUCGAGUCUUGCUUCAAUGAAGGCCUGGUGGGCUGGUUCUGGAGAAAACAGGGGCUGUACUUCCGCCUUACCUCUGAUGACGAGGCCUCCAUCAGCCAACUUACCAAAAAGACCAACGCAGCACAGAGUGGAGUUUGGGUGUACAAGAUUGGAUCCUCCCCGUUCUUCGUUGAGAUCGAACCAGGGAAAGUGACUAGCUCUCCUGAGAAUGAGGGUGUUACUAAGCCUCCUGUGACCAUGUUACCAGCACAGACUGAUGAUCAUGUGGGGGUGGACUUCUUGACCUAUACAACCCAGGGGAUGAAGACAGCUGGAACAGAGCAUCCAUCUGAGACCCCCAGCAGCUACCAAACCGGUUAUCCAGAAACCGUCACACCAGGAAACACAACGCUGAAAACUCAGGAGCCCCACUUUGUGGAAUCAGACACUAUUGCACCAGCACCCACCAGCACUGGGACAAUUCAACGAAUACAUCCAACUGAGCAACAUCAGACUGAAACCAGAUACACCACCUCUGAGACUUUGCAACCAAGACACACCACUCCUGCGCCCAGUGAACCCAGAUACACUACAGAGAAGCCGGGGCUGCAACAGCGGCACGUACCAGCACCACCGCGUUCAGCUCCACAGCAUCCUCAGAUCGUUGUGGUCGAUGAAGAUUUGGAUGUGAACGUGUUUGCAUACAAUUUGGAGACGUGUGCCCACAACAGGCACAAAUGCUCAGCUUUUGCUGACUGCCGAGAUCACAGCAGGGGGUAUUGCUGCCACUGCAGGCCUGGUUAUUAUGGGAAUGGGAAGGACUGUGUUGCAGAAGGCAAACCCCAGAGGAUGAAUGGAAAAGUGAACGGCCAAGUGUUUGUGGGAAACUUACCUUCACCGAUAAGGCUCACUAACAACGAUUUGCACUCAUACGUGGUAGCCAAUGAUGGACGGGCCUAUGUGGCCAUCAGCAACAUCCCCGACAGUGUGGGGCCCUCCCUGCAGCUUCUGUCCUCACUGGGGGGAGUCAUCGGCUGGGCCUUUGCCUUGGAACAGCCCGGCUACGAGAAUGGAUUCAGUCUCAUUGGCGGGGUGUUUUCCCGACAGGCCGAUGUGGUCUUCCAGCCGGGCAACGAGCGUCUGAGCAUCAAGCAAGAGUUUAAAGGCAUCGAUGAACACGAUCACCUGGUGAUGAGCACAGACCUGGAUGGACGUCUGCCGGCUGUCCUGUUAGGCUCCACUGUCCAGAUCGAGCCAUACAAGGAGAUUUACCAGUACAACAGAAACUUCAUCAUCUCCUCCUCCAGCCGCAACUACACCAUCACCUCUCCUGAUGGAGAUGUCCAGACGAGAAGCUACCAGUGGCGUCAGUCCAUCGUCUUUCAGACCUGCCCGUAUGAUGAGGCUGGGUGGGCGGGGGCAACGCUGACCACCCAGCAGCUCAGUGUAGACCAAAUCUUUGUGAUGUUUGACGCUAACAACCACCUUAUCCGCUACGCCAUGAGCAACAGAAUUGGUCCCAUCCACAGCAGUCUUCUGGAGCAGAAUCCAUGUUUCAGCGGUCGACACGGCUGCGACAUUAACGCUGUCUGUACACCUGGCGAGGGCGUCCGGUUCAGCUGUGAAUGCACAGCUGGUUUCGCUGGAGAUGGACGAUAUUGCCACGAUAUUGACGAGUGCAGAGAGACUCCUUCAGUGUGUGGACCCAACGCCGUCUGCAGUAAUCAGCCUGGAAGUUUCCGCUGCGAGUGCUCCACCGGCUUUGUGUUCGCCAGUGAUGGAAAGACGUGUGUCGAGGAGAACCGUCCAGUAGAUCACUGCCAGAGAGGCUCUCAUGACUGCGAUGUUCCACAGAGAGCCCUGUGCAGCUACACCGGAGGCUCAGCCUACAUCUGCUCCUGUCUGCCGGGGUUUGAGGGUAACGGCCGGGUGUGUCGGGAUGUGGAUGAGUGCCAGCAGCAGGAUCGAUGCCACGCUGAGGCCUCCUGCUCCAACACACAGGGCUCCUUUACCUGUCAGUGUCGUCCUGGUUUCCACGGAGAUGGCUUCCACUGCAGUCCCACGUUCUCAGAGCGUGAGAAGACCCGGUGUGAGCGACAGAGAGAGAGUGCUGUAGCCGGCUCUGACGUUGGCUUCUCAUUCCGUCCUCGUCCGACUGUCAGUCGGUAUGUUCCCCGGUGUGACGAGCACGGAGCUUACGAGCCCACGCAGUGCCACCAAAGCAUUGGGCAGUGCUGGUGUGUGGACGCCAACGGGCAGGAGAUCCCCGACACCCGCACAGGACCUCACAGUAGCCCUCCUCUUUGCAUCGAUCAGGCAGUUACUCCCGCUCCGAUCGGUCCCACGCCGCGGCCUGAUGUCCAGCCCAUCGCUCCUGGAGCAUACCUGCUGUUCGCUCAAAGCGGGAAGAUCGAACAUGUGCCACUUGAUGGAUACAUCAUGAGGAAGGAGGAGGCCAAACCUCUGCUGCACGUCCCUGAUCGAGUAGUGAUCGCUGUGGCGUACGACUGUGUGGAGAAGAUGGUUUACUGGACCGACAUCACUGGACCAGCAAUCAGCAAAGCCAACCUCACUGGAGGAGACAUCGUUCCAGUUGUUACUAAAGAGCUGCAGAGUCCUGAAGGCAUCGCCAUCGACCACGUGGCCCGCCUUAUGUUCUGGACUGACUCCAUGCGAGACACCAUAGAGGUCUCAAAGCUGGACGGCAGUCACCGGAGAGUCCUUUUUGACACUGACCUGGUGAACCCUCGACCCAUCGUCACCAACCCAGCAUACGGGCGGCUGUACUGGGCAGACUGGAAUAGAGACGGGCCUAAAAUUGAGAUGUCCAACAUGGAUGGGACUGAGCGAAUUGUCCUGGUCAAAGACAAUCUAGCACUUCCCAACGGUCUCACCUUUGACUAUGAAAACCAACAGCUAUGCUGGGCAGAUGCAGGGACUCGGAAGGUGGAGUGUAUGGAUCCUCACCGCCAACUGAGGCGGAAUAUUGUCGAAGGGAUCCAGUAUCCGUUUGCCCUGGUUUCCUUUGGAAGAAACCUGUAUUACACUGACUGGAGGAGGGAGGCCGUGGUGGCUGUGGAUCGUCACUUGGAGAAAGAGACAGAAGAGUUUCUGCCACAGAAACGCUCUCGGCUGUACGGCAUCACCACAACAGCAACACAGUGUCCACAGGUGUAUAACUACUGCGCUGACAACGGCGGAUGUUCUCACCUGUGCCUGCCACGGCUCGGAGGGCUCUCCUGUCGCUGCCCGGACACGACCGACGGUCAGUGCGAGAAGGUCCUGUGAGCUGAAGACGACGUGACGAUUUCAACUUUUUUUACUUGAACUUUAAAAUUUCUGUAGUCAUUUUAGAGUCUUAUGAGCUUUUGAAAGCUGUUCAAACCUCACUGUGUCUGUCCUCACUGGUUCUCACAUCUGCUGAUUGUUGCAGUCCAAAGUGAAAAACACAGAUUUACCCGAUUGGGUGAUGAAUAUGUGACAAGGUACAGUUGUUUAUAGUUUAUAUUGUGUACUUUCAGCCUGCUUAUUGCUUUCUGAUGGAUGUGCUCUAAAAGGUUUUUGUGUCAAAUAUUCUUCUGGAGUUAGUGAUGACCACAGUGCCUCCGAGUUUUGUGAACAGCGUUUUCCUGCUUUGACUUUUUUUUUGUUUUUUUUUACUGGAUUUCUUGAUUAAAACAUUAACAUGUCUCAGGUUUGACGCCUGGAUUUUCACACUAGUGAGUUAGUGCUUCUGCUUCAUUUACAGGAAACAAAUGGAAUAACUGUUAGAUUGUUUCAUACAGCAUUUCUUCAGUUCAACCGUACCAACGUGACAUGAUUAUAUAGCUCAGCAACCUUACAUGAUGAAAUGAAAUGUGAAUUUUCGGCAGGACUAACAUACUCAGUGAUUUUAAAGUCUGCAGGUGGACCUCUAACAGGGAGCCUGUGACAAACAUUUAUUCUGUUUGUUCCAAACCCCGCAGUGUAUUUUUAUAUGAAUGUAAAUAUUUACCCAAUAUGCCAACAGUAUUCUCUCUUGUUUAAAUGGUGCUGAUGUAAGCCUGAGAUCUACCUGAUGAUGGUGAUUGCUGUGACGGUGUGUGAAACAGUGCUCCUGCUGAACUCUACCUCCAGUCUGUGCUCCAUUUUUCAGUGAUGAUUAAAGAUAAACAACUGGUCUAA